AUGGAUUUGUGUUUUCUAGGCUACUCCACUGCCAAGAGUCAAAUCACUGGUCCAGCGACUGUGAGCGGCCCGGAGCGGGGCUCACUGACCGUGAAGUGCCGCUAUGACCCAUAUUGGACCACCCACAAGAAGUGGUGGUGUCGAGGAGCUGAUUGGGGUAGCUGCAAGAUCCUUGUCCAAACCAUUGGAUCAGAGCAGGAGGUGAAGAAAGGCCGGGUGUCCAUCGGGGACGAUCAGAAAAAUCUCACAUUCACAGUGACCAUGGAGGAUCUCAGGCGAGACGAUGCUGACACUUACUGGUGUGGGAUUGCGCAAGUUGGAUCAAACCAUGGGGUCAAAGUUGAAGUGGCCAUUGUCUCAGACACACAGGCUUCAACCCCAGAAAGGACAGCCACAGCAUCAAAUCCUGAGACGACCACCAGAACCCUCACCAGGUGCCAGCUGUGCAGUGUCCACUUCCUGCUCCCGGUCCUUCUGAAGCUGCCCUUGCUCCUGAGCGUGAUAGGAGCUGUCCUCUGGAAUUCUAACCCCGUGAAAAUAGGAAAACGGGACCAAACUCUGGUAAUGGGCCAGUGGCGAGUAAGACUCGAGUCUGCAG
Molecule: messenger RNA, 598 nt
Organism: Carlito syrichta (Philippine tarsier)
Lineage: Eukaryota; Metazoa; Chordata; Mammalia; Primates; Tarsiidae
Product: CMRF35-like molecule 4
Exons: 4
Cellular component (GO): plasma membrane
Molecular function (GO): transmembrane signaling receptor activity
Source: RefSeq, a predicted model, not a curated record